Molecule: messenger RNA, 729 nt
Organism: Tripterygium wilfordii
Lineage: Eukaryota; Viridiplantae; Streptophyta; Magnoliopsida; Celastrales; Celastraceae
Product: NAD(P)H-quinone oxidoreductase subunit U, chloroplastic
Exons: 5
Coding region: 31-678 (215 amino acids)
Cellular component (GO): chloroplast; chloroplast thylakoid membrane; NAD(P)H dehydrogenase complex (plastoquinone)
Source: RefSeq, a predicted model, not a curated record
UGUCCUCCAAACAUCAUCCGACCUGCAGCCAUGGCUGUAUCAUCCACCACAGCAAAACUGUACAUUCCCCACCAAACAUUCACUCCCUUAAACCCCAAAAAUGGAACCAUCUUCUCAAAUUCCAUCUCCUUUUGUCCAAAAACAACCAAAUUUUCCAUAAAGAGCUCCAGUGAUUUAUCAGCAGAGACUACAUCAACAGAUGUAGAAUCAGAGAGUUCCAUCGAAGUUCCCAAAGGACCUCCAUCUUUGAUUUCUGCUCUAAAUGUGGAGAAGGCUCUUCGGGGCAUACCCAUUACUGAUGUAGAUCAUUAUGAUACACUUGGACUCCAAAGAGGAUGUUCAUAUGAGCAGGUCCCUGUUGCAUAUAACAAGAAGAUUGAAGAACUGAAGGAACAGGGCCUGGAUCAAGAGGAAUUCAGCAAGAAAAUGGAACUUCUAAAAGAAUCAUACUACAUUUUGUCAUCCGAGGAAGAGAGAAGACUGUAUGAUUGGAGCUUAGCAAGGAGCGAAACCCCAGAUAGAUAUGCUUGGCCUUUUGAGGUCGACAAAACCAAGGUCACCUCAGAGAAUCCUCCACCACAGGAACCAGAGGACGUUGGGCCAACAAGAUUGGUGGGAUAUGCGUUUUUGGGAUGGCUUGUACUAUCAAUUGUAAUCCCCUUCUUCCUCAAUCGAUGAGGAACCCCAUUCUGUAUCAAUGGAAGACAUAUAUAGUUCUUGUUCUUGUUC